CGCCCUCAGCGCGUGAUCCAAAUGAAAAGUCCGUGGGUGUGAAAAUUCACUGGACCAGUUCAUCAGUUCUCGCGCGACACGCGACCAGUGCGGACGUCCCCACGUUGCUCCUCGCCAAGUUUCCCGCGCGAAAGUUUUCACGUUAACCAAAAAGUGUCAAGAUAAUCUUACAAUAGUGUCAAAACAGUGUUUGUUUGUUCGUAAAUAAUUUGUGUUUAAUGAGUGUUUUACUUCAUGAAUGACAUUUCGAUUUAAAUACCACGAAAAAUGACAGCGACCUAACAAUAACCAAACCAAAGGACGACAAUGUGAAAUAAUGAAUUGAAACACACAUGAUUUCAACAGCCAACUUCACACACACACCGUCAAAUGUGAACACAAUACAUUACGAUUGCACGAACAUAACAUACAGUUACAAAAAUGCAACACAUAACUGCACUUACGAAUCUUCGGAGGAUUACGAACAAUCCGGCUUCGCGAAGACGAAUUUCUCGAAUGCGACAUUCGCGAUGUCGAACGAAAAUUUCACGGAUUAUGAGAUACCGUAUUACAUAAAAACGACAUCAAUGACUUUUUGUAUAGUGAUAAUGUGUUUGGGCGUGAUUGGGAAUGUGAUGGUACCAAUAGUGAUACUGAAGACGAAAGAUAUGAGGAACUCGACGAAUAUAUUUUUAGUGAACUUGAGUAUUGCUGAUCUAAUGGUGUUGCUUGUGUGUACGCCGACCGUGCUUGUGGAGGUCAACUCCAAACCUGAGACCUGGGUGCUUGGGAAGGAACUAUGUCUAGCAGUACCUUUCGUGGAGCUGACAGUGACUCAUGCAUCAGUGCUGACCAUCCUCGCGAUCAGCUUCGAGCGAUACUACGCGAUCUGCGAACCUCUGCGUGCCGGCUACGUCUGCACUAAGACUAGAGCAACACUAAUCUGCGCACUAGUCUGGUUCUUCGCGGCACUAUUCACCAGCCCAAUCCUGGCGAUAGCUGAGCACCACACCGUCACCCGCCACGACGGCUCCACGUACGCUCAAUGCCUCACUCAAGCUGUCACCUUCUGGCAAAUCACAUUCUUCAUCGCCAUCAUAAUCCUCCUCUACGUGCUACCUCUAAUCAUUCUCAUAGUAUUAUACAGCGUUAUAGCCAAAAAUUUAAUCACAGCAGCUUCUAAAGUUGUUAUGAAUAAAACUGUUGAUCCUUACAACACGAGAGCAAGGAAGCAAGUCAUAUUGAUGCUCGGUACUGUUGUGUUAUGUUUCUUUCUCUGUCUCAUGCCGUACAGAGCUCUCACUCUAUGGAUAAUCAUCGCACCAGCUGAGUUCUACGACGAUGUCAGUCCUGAGAAGUGGUACAACAUACUAUACUUCGCCAGAGUCAUGCUGUACAUAAAUUCUGCGAUUAAUCCUAUACUUUACAACUUGAUGUCUUCGAAAUUCCGCAUUGGAUUCUGCAAGGUCUGUUUGUGUUAUAAGAGAAAGUUAGAGGAUAAGACAAGACGAGCUCAGAGGACGAUCACGAACGGGUCCACAACGAGCAGUAGCCUGACUCGAACGACGAACAGUUUAAAGAAACUAUUCAGCCAAAGAAGUAGUAUUGAUCGAACUGACACCGAAUCGGAAAGUAAGGAAGAAGUAGAAAAAGGAGUGUUUGAUAGAAUAUUUACUAACAAAACGUUUGUGAGGCAGCAGUCAGCACCUGUUUGUUCAAGUACAAAGCCGGUGAUAAACAGGAUGAGGAGUGAAGGGAACAUAGAGAUAUCUGAAGUUAUUGACGUUGAACAUAAAAUUGAUAGGGAAGAUAGUGGGGGAUGUGACGUUGGCAAGUUUAUUGGUCAUUCCAAUAGUAAAAAUAUUAGGUCAGACAUUGAUAUAGAUCCGGGUCGCAGCCAAUCGCUGAGACGCAGUGUCUUAAUAAAAAGUGCCAAAGCUAGAAGCGUGGAUUGUGAAAAGAAAUCUGUGUCGUAUCAAAAGAUUACUGUUGAUUGUGUUGUUGCCUUUCAGAAGUCCAAAAGUGUUGAUUAUGAGUUCCCGGAAAGUUUUGUAUAGUUUUUUAUAUUUUUGUUUAUCACAGGGAUAGUGAAAUUGUAUUCGUUGUAGGUUUAGGCUUAUGAGAUAAUGUAUUCAAAACUUUAAUAGAAAAACAAUACAGACAUUGGUUGGCGCGGUGGCUGGGCAACUGGCUGCCGUUCAACGUGUAGCGGGUUCGAUUCCCGUGCGAAACAACACUGUGUGAAAACAGCACAGUGCUGAAAUAUCGGAAACUCACAGAAAUUAAUUAAACAUGGUAAAUAUCCCGUUUUAAGUUCUAAUGAUAUUACUAGUAACCAUGUCAGUUUAAAAACUUAUACCAACCUAAAAUGCUAUAUUUAUUUAAACAAAAAUUGAAAUAUUUUGUAAAGUGUGAUAAAAUUAGCAUAAAUUUUGAUGUAAGAAUAUUGUAAAGUAAACUUCACUCAUAAAACCUAAUAAACAUGUAAUAUGAGAGACACAGGUGCCCGUGAAGGAUAUUGAGACUUUAUUGUUAUUAGGCAUAAGGCUUAUUUUAGUAAAACGUAAGUAAUUGCACAUAUUACAUUUUACGCAUGUACAAAUUAUGUAAGUAGCCAAUUUGUAUAUUAUACUUUUUCCUUCUUAUUGUAUUUUUUGUUAUGUUAAUGAAACGAAACAAUACUUGGAAGCUAAAAUAAAGAGCUAUAAUAAAGAAAAAUACUAUUGAAAUCUAUUUUAUAAAGACGUAUUUCUUCCAAAGAAUUGCUUCGAUUCAGCCAAACUAUCCAAACAACAUUUGACAGUAUUAAACAACUCUUUUAUGAUUUGUUUCUUGUGUAUAAAUAAUAAGAU
Molecule: messenger RNA, 2831 nt
Organism: Spodoptera frugiperda (fall armyworm)
Lineage: Eukaryota; Metazoa; Arthropoda; Insecta; Lepidoptera; Noctuidae
Gene: Ethr
Product: thyrotropin-releasing hormone receptor
Exons: 4
Coding region: 333-2036 (567 amino acids)
Biological process (GO): G protein-coupled receptor signaling pathway
Cellular component (GO): plasma membrane
Molecular function (GO): thyrotropin-releasing hormone receptor activity
Source: RefSeq, a predicted model, not a curated record